AUGAGUACUCCUCCAGCUCAAUCGCAUGCUCGACUCGACGCAGAGUCACCGGUAAGCCUCUCUUAUGACCUUAUAGUCGAAAUCCUUUCAUUUUCUAAUGUGAAAUCUCUUAUGCGAAUGAGAUGCGUAUGCAAAUCUUGGAGAUCUAUCAUUUCUGAUCCUAAAUUUAUCAAACUUCACCUUAAGCAAUCGGCGCGAAACCCUUACUUGACACUAUCCCGUAACAUAGAUAACAUAGCCGACAACGGUAUUCCCCGCCCGUUUGACGAAAAAAAAGUAAUUUCCUUCCCGAUGCGUCGUUUAAUUCUCGAGAACCCGUCGAUCCUCCUUCCAGAUAACCUUCGUAUUGAAUGUCAAGAUAAGGAAUGUAAAUAUGCUAUUGGAUCUUGCAAUAGAUUGUUUUGUUUGAUUGGUUAUUCUUACUAUCCUGAAGAGUUUUGGUUCCGUCUCUGGAACCCUGUCAUACAUACAAUGUCAAAAAAGUUGGGGCAUUUUGCAGCAACAAAAAAUUUGAGGCAUAUUUUCGGUCCUUAUAUAUCCAUCCAUACAUAUUACAAGUUUGCUUUUGUUUAUGAUAAUUCAUCGGAGACAUAUAAGCUUGUAAUGUUAAUGUUGGAUGUAGUUGAAAAUAAAACUCAUGUGCGAGUUUUAAAUGUGACUGAUAAUGUUUGGAAAACUAUUUCAAAUUUUCCGGCGGUUCCUCUUCCUAAUAUAUAUACUGGUCAGGGUGGGAGUGAUGGUGUGUAUUUAAAUGGUCGUCUUAAUUGGUUGGCCAUUCAGGAUCGUCCUGUUAGUGAUGAUGUUGAUGGUUGGGAGAAUAUUAAGGCUAAUGAAUUUGUUGUUGUUUCACUUGAUCUGGGGACAAAAUCAUACACGCAGUUGAUGCCUCCAUGUGGUUUUGAUGAAAUGUCAUCUGUUAAGCCGCCAUCAUUAUGUAUAUUGAAGGACUCCUUGUGUUUUUCUCAUGAUGUCAGAAGAACUGAAUUGGUUAUAUGGCAGAUGAAGAUCAUUGGAGUUGACGAGUCAUGGACUCAACUCCUUAAAAUUAGUUACCAAAUUCUUCGAACUAGAUAUCAUGCUUUUGAUGACUUGGAAAAUUGUCAAUUGUUGCCUUUGCACCUUUCUGAUCACAAUGAUACACUAAUAUUGGCUAAUAAUCAAGAACAACGAGCAAUUCUAUAUAAUUUGAGGAAUAAUACAGCAAAGCGGACUAGAAUUAUCCAUGAAAUAGAAUGGUUCUUUGUCAAGGUUUAUGUUGAAAGCUUGGUUUCUGACAUUUAG
Molecule: messenger RNA, 1281 nt
Organism: Medicago truncatula (barrel medic)
Lineage: Eukaryota; Viridiplantae; Streptophyta; Magnoliopsida; Fabales; Fabaceae
Product: F-box/kelch-repeat protein At3g23880
Exons: 1
Coding region: 1-1281 (426 amino acids)
Molecular function (GO): protein binding
Source: RefSeq, a predicted model, not a curated record